AUGGUGCCGACCAGAGUAGUAUCCAUGGUGGAUCGGGCUGGACGGCAUCAUGGUGUCCAAAUGACAUAUAAGCCACUUGCAGACCGCCUCCAGGCUGUCCUUUAUGAGGCUCCACAAGCGUGUUACACGGAUCUCGUGCCCCUGGUAAGGCGGGAUGCAGCUUUGGGAAAUGUCAAGUGCGCCAUGGGGGUGUUUGGCACGUGUACGCCGCGGUAUUCUUGCUCCAUCAAGUGGUGUAACAUGGUCGAGGCUUUCGGAUGCAUGCCUGCUUCCGUCACAAAGGUUGCAUGGUACUGCAUCCGAACGACGUUGAAGAAGUGGGUGCAAUAGUUCCUGCAUGGUGCAGAAGACGACGACGACGACGACAUACAUCGUCCACAGAAGCUUGUUCGAAACCCUGGGCCAC
Neurospora crassa OR74A is the source of this 406-nucleotide messenger RNA. RefSeq lists its product as hypothetical. The transcript has 2 exons. The record is from RefSeq and is a predicted model, not a curated record. NCBI's taxonomy places the organism in Eukaryota, Fungi, Ascomycota, Sordariomycetes, Sordariales, Sordariaceae. Bases 1 to 330 code for a protein of 109 amino acids.